This is a messenger RNA of Arctia plantaginis, 468 nucleotides long. The record is from the annotation of a GenBank genome assembly. NCBI's taxonomy places the organism in Eukaryota, Metazoa, Arthropoda, Insecta, Lepidoptera, Erebidae.
AUGAACGUUGAGAUAGUCGGAGUCCCCGAAAAAAGUGGUGAAAAUUUGGUGCAGUUACUUCUACAGAUUGCAACAUUUGUUAAUGCCAAUAUUAAUGCAGAUGACAUUGAGUUCACAACUCGAGUACAACCUCAUCACUCGCACCCUGGGCGUCCACGAAGAAUUAUUGCAAAGUUGAAGAACAGAAGGGCCAAGGACAGCAUAAUAAUCAAUUUUAGAAAACUUAACAAAGAUAAAGGAAUUACAUCAAAAGACUUAGGUUAUGACGGGAAUUCUAAUAAAGUAUUCAUAAAUGAGCAUUUAACAAUAGCCAAUAAAAUACUGCUGAACAACUGCCGUCAACGCGCUCGGGAACUGAAUGUUAAAUUCGUCUGGGUAAAAAACUGUUCAAUUUAUAUGCGAAACAACGAAACAUCACCACCAGUAGAAAUUACCGCAGAAGAAGAUAUACAGAAAUUUUCGUCUUAG